AUGAAUUUUGUUUACAAAAGGAGUAAAAGAUCAUACAUCAAAAGUUCUUCAUAAACCAAAAGACUUUUAGCAGAAUUAGUCUUAAUAUAAGGGUUGAAGAUUAAAAAUGCUGCUUAACGAUUGAAGAUUAAGUAUGCAACUGCGAAAUCGAUCAUCAUCUAUUACAAAUAGAAUGUGAUCAAGCAAUAAAAGAUUUGCAAAUCAGCAAAACGAUGUUAGUAUGCUUCCAUAAAAAGUGCUAUUUCUUAUUCGAUCGUAUCAAAGAUAGCUGGGAAGGAGGUUAAUUCGAGAAGCAUUCACUUCCUAAAGGUGGAAGUAACAAAACAAUGA
Messenger RNA from Paramecium tetraurelia, 330 nucleotides. RefSeq lists its product as uncharacterized. The record is from RefSeq and is a predicted model, not a curated record. Lineage: Eukaryota; Ciliophora; Oligohymenophorea; Peniculida; Parameciidae. The transcript is spliced from 2 exons.